Molecule: messenger RNA, 1074 nt
Organism: Malaya genurostris
Lineage: Eukaryota; Metazoa; Arthropoda; Insecta; Diptera; Culicidae
Exons: 2
Coding region: 105-929 (274 amino acids)
Source: RefSeq, a predicted model, not a curated record
UAAUUAAUAGAACUUCAAAUUUACUAAUAGAUCAGAACAAUAAACAAAUCACUACCAAUCACAUCUUCGAAAAUAGAAUCAAUAAUAUAUCAAACAAUAUUGUAAUGACACUUAGAAAUUUUGAUGUAACAGCUAAAGAAACACGCACUUAUUUCGAUUCAUUGAACCUUCUGUUCAACAUUGACGAGCUCAUUAAACAUUUAGAAUACAUAGAAGAAGCUAUAGAUUUGGCCAGGCAAAGUAUUCCUAGCAGUCGGCUCAUUAGCUACCAAGAGAUGAAGACAGCAAAGCAGAUCCUUCUUCGAAGCGGACUAGAAACAACAAUCGUAGAAAAUGUUCUGGACAUCUCGAGCGCCUACGUCAUGUACAGUAAAGAAACCAUCAUAUACAUACUGAAAAUACCCAAAAUAAAAAACGCGGAGUACACUAUGAACUUCGUGGAGUCAAUAAUUUCCAACCAAACAAGAAUUCAUCUAACAUCAACCUAUUACCUGAACGGUCCAAUAGUAUAUAGUACAAAAUCACAAUGCCCCAAAUACAAACACAUUUAUAUCUGUCCAAGCUCACAACUGGAGCCAGUGGUAGAAUGUGUGCAACAAAUAAUUAAAGGUGAAAACGCACAAUGUCCUACAGAACGAGUGUACAACAGUAAAACCAUCAGAAAAAUCAACGAAGGAAAUAUACUGGUAAACGAUGCGAAUGUAGUGUUAACAUCCAACUGCUCCAAUCAUCAACGAGAACUGAAAGGCACAUUCCUCAUACAAUUUUCCAGUUGUAUGCUAAAACUAGACGGGGAAGAGUUCUCCAACAGUAAUCUAGAAAUUUCGGCAAAGUCAUUCAUACCGACCACUGGAGUGAAGAAAAUCUCCACUGGAACCUCAAAACUUUUGGAUGGUUAUCAUUUGGCGGCAUAUCAUCUAUAUCUAUAAGCCUAAUCAUAUUCAUUGCAGUAUGGGCCCUCAAAGUAAUCAUCGCUCGCAGGUCAGCACUAGUAAUUCUACAAGAUGGGAACAGAGAAGAUACGAGUUCAGCACAUGCAACAACAGGCGGACAUCCCGAGGUGCCAUUCAUACC